Messenger RNA from Coregonus clupeaformis (lake whitefish), 2079 nucleotides. RefSeq names its product small integral membrane protein 10-like protein 2A. NCBI's taxonomy places the organism in Eukaryota, Metazoa, Chordata, Actinopteri, Salmoniformes, Salmonidae. The record is from RefSeq and is a predicted model, not a curated record. The transcript is spliced from 2 exons. Bases 168 to 368 code for a protein of 66 amino acids.
CCAAAACGGGAAAAUAACGGUGGAAUUCUCGGUUGGGGAGUACCUCGUCAAAAGACGAAUGUUAUAAACUCCAGACAACGAUGGCAAUAUGCACUGUUGUAUCUUCUUAACUAGUAAAUAAGCUAGUUUUAAUUCCGGGGGAUAAUCGCUGUGGCAGACAUUGUUUUAUGGCGGGUCUGUCUUAUUUAGUGUUCCGUUUUUCGGGGUCCGCUGGUCGGACUUACGGGGUGUUUUCAAAAGGGUUGACGAGGACUUUGUUGAUAUUUUUUGAUCUCGCUUGGCGACUGCGAAUCAGAUUCCCAUACCUCUACCUCAUCGCUUCGAUGAUGUUCAAUGUGCGAUUACAGGUCCAUAUCGAGAUUCACUGAGUGAGUUACAACUGCCACAAUUGAGGACCCAACACCCCUGACUCUGCUCAUUAGUGUGCAUCAUCAGUCAGAACUUCCCAAAGAGACACCCUGCAGACCUCACACAAUCAACAAUGUGGAAGAGGGCACCAGAAUCAGGAGCCAGUACACAACAGUUGUCUCAGCCACCCCUUGUCAUAGGAACCCAGCGCCUUUGCUUGGGAAGGACACCAUGAUGAUGUCAUUAACAAUGGCCGCCGGGGUGUGCAGAGAUCUGUGAGGCUAUAUUGGGAUACAUCUCUCACAGCCACUCGCCAGCAAAGAUUCUUGAGCCACCCAUCUGGUCAGAGGAGACAUCGGGAAGGAUGACCAGUGGAAUACGACACUGCCUUUUUGUCGCAGACCAUAAGGAGGACUGAGAAACGGAAAUGAUGAUGACAAUGGAAUUAAUGUUUUUGGAACCUUUGUCUUGUUUCUUCUUCCUCUUAGAGUUAUGUUUGAGGUGUUCAUCAGUGCUCAUCUGUAGUCGUCUCUGAAGGGAAAACUGGAACCUUGUCAUAUAGUUCCUCUCAUAUUGAAACAUAAGUAUCCACUAGCUUACAUCUCCACCGCAUGACAUAAACCAGUGCAUGUUUUUUGUUCUCAGUGGUUUGGGCAUUUAUUUUAGCGGUUUUGGAAAAGUGUGUUUGCCAAUGGAAGGACGGUGAAGUGAGUUGGACAGAGGAAGAGGAGAAAUGUCAGUGUAGGUCAGCAGGGCUAUUGUUACAACCUUUCAGUGUGGGAACGGUCACCAAUCAGUGUUGGAACGGUCACUUUUCGGUGUGGGAACGGUCAUCUUUCAGUGUGAGAACGGUCACCUUUCAGUGUGGGAACGGUCACCUUUCAGUGUGGGAACGUCCCCUUUCAGUGUGGGAACGGUCCCCUUUCAGUGUGGGAACGGUCCCCUUUCAGUGUAGGAACGGUCCCCUUUCAGUGUAGGAACAGUCUCCUUUCAGUGUGGGUACGGUCACCUAUCAGUGUUGGAACGGUCUCCUUUCAGUGUGGGAACGGUCAUCUUUCAGUGUGAGAACGGUCACCUUUCAGUGUGGGAACGGUCAUCUUUCAGUGUGAGAACGGUCACCUUUCAGUGUGGGAACGGUCACCUUUCAGUGUGGGAACGGUCACCUUUCAGUGUGGGAACGGUCACCUUUCAGUGUGGGAACGGUCCCCUUUCAGUGUGGGAACGCUCCCCUUUCAGUGUGGGAACGCUCCCCUUUCAGUGUAGGAACGGUCCCCUUUCAGUGUAGGAACAGUCUCCUUUCAGUGUGGGUACGGUCACCUUUCAGUGUGGGAAUGGUCACCUUUCAGUGGGUACGGUCACCUUUCAGUUAUAGAAAUAGCAAGGUGCUUGUUGUGUAAUGUAAUCUAUCCUUAGUGUCACAACUCCUCACAAUUAUUUAGAAUGGAAUUUUGCAGUGUAGGUGUAAUGCAAAGAGUAAGGAUCCAGGAAAGGAAUGACUGCAUGACACACACUUGUGUCACCGACUUGUCUGUAUCGGUCAUUGGCGCUAACGAGGUGGCAUUUUAGGUUUGAAAUAAAUGGUUUAUGAUUUUGUCUUUGGUAUGUACUCAUCCUUAUUUCUCAGUAAAGCAUUUGUGGGUUUUGUCAUUUCUUAUAGUCACUUAAUUAAAAGGGUAAGGAAUGUAAUAUGUUUGUACCUCCUUGGAAACAAUAAAUUAUUAAACAAUUGAC